GUUGUCUUUUUUAUGUUGAGCCCUUCCGGAUUGUCCGGAAGAUGCAAACGUGGUUCCGGGAAUCAUUUGUUUCUUUGUUUUUGGACCUUCCGGACAGUCCGGCAGGUGGAAAGAACUUUGGAGGAGGAAUUUGUUUCUUUGUUUUUGGACCUUCCGGAAGGUGCAUAAAACGUUUGAGGAGGAAUUUGUUUCUCUGUUUGUGCUCCCUCCGGAUUAUUCCGAAGAUGCUAAAAAGGUUAAAGGAGAUAUUUGUUUCUUUGUUUUUGGACCUUCCGGACAGUCCGGAAGGUGCAAAACUUAUUGGAGAAGGAAUGUAUUUUCUAUGAUUUUGCAUCUUCCAGACGAUCCGGAUGGUGCAAAACCAGACGAAGGUGGGGAAUAAACUUUUUCUUGUUUUUUUUUUGCAUUCUAGAUUGCUGCAACCCUUGCCAGCUGCGACCUCUAGUGUGAGCAGCUCGAUUACGCCAGGCAGUGCACCAACCACUGUUGCGCUCCGAUUCAAAUCUUACAGCCAAGGGUCUGCCAACCUCGUUUGGCAACUUCUCUUCAUCAUCGAAGAUGCCAACGGCCGGUAACACCAUGUCAACGCAGUCCUCGCCAGGUCCAACCACGAUGAGCCUCCAAUGCCAACAUCACCGCUUCAAGCGUUCAGUAAGCAAGCUACUUUCGCCCCCGGUGUCGAUGACCGCGGUGGAUCAACCUUCAACACCAACUUAACCGGCUCUGAUCAGAUCAGACUGCUUCAAACCGCGCUCACUUCUUCCGCGGCAGUGAUAAUAUCAACCAGCUGCGCCGGUCCAACCGACAGCGGAAUACCAACUACAAUCGCUUCUUUCUCUUUAGCGGCAACAGCCAAGCUAUCGCCAACAAGCUGCAGUACAAGAUCAACAACAACCUUCAGGCGCAUUCGUACCCGCUGUUUAACGGCGUGGCACCCAGAAUCAUCACCGUGGUCACCGUGUUACCGGUGUGGUUGGUGGAGGGCAGAACAACCACUAUCAGCCAUCGCAAGUCCGAGACGCGGACGAAGGAGGUCGGGGUCACGAACACGGACCCGACGGAUCACAUGGCGUUGCUGGAGCAUUUUUGAUCGACGAACGAACCGCUGCAGCUGGCGCCGAGUUGACCUGGAGGACGCGGGAUCUUCGUCAGUUGCUACAGCAGAUGCCCGUAAUUCAUUCCGGGGAGGAGUUGGGCGUGAUUGGAAGAGGAUUGGAUGGCUUGGCGGGACCGAGGACUCCGGAGAAGCUUUUUCAUGUUGAUCGAAAGGAUUUUUGGAGAUACGACGCGGCUGGUGAUCUCCACGUCGCACCAGGAUUCGAGUACGAGUUGAAGAGGGGCCCGGAUGGCGUAGAUCGGCCACGCUACCAGCACCACCACCGGAACCACCCCGGGUGACCGCGUCAAUCCUAAUCAACAGUACAAAUUGCUCCUCUUCAAUCGCUCGACUGUUCUUCCAGCAGACAGGCAGCUCGUCUUCCGCGAAAAAAGGAGAGCGGCGGAAUUAACAAGGGCAACUUCUCCGUCACUGUCGCCGUAGCUCCG
Molecule: messenger RNA, 1545 nt
Organism: Culex pipiens pallens (northern house mosquito)
Lineage: Eukaryota; Metazoa; Arthropoda; Insecta; Diptera; Culicidae
Exons: 2
Coding region: 624-1262 (212 amino acids)
Source: RefSeq, a predicted model, not a curated record